Molecule: messenger RNA, 2762 nt
Organism: Glycine soja
Lineage: Eukaryota; Viridiplantae; Streptophyta; Magnoliopsida; Fabales; Fabaceae
Product: NAC domain-containing protein 75-like
Exons: 6
Coding region: 828-2177 (449 amino acids)
Biological process (GO): regulation of DNA-templated transcription
Cellular component (GO): nucleus
Molecular function (GO): DNA-binding transcription factor activity; transcription cis-regulatory region binding
Source: RefSeq, a predicted model, not a curated record
UAAGUAAGAUAGAGGAGAGAGCUGUUUUAGUUAGAAAAAAAAAAAACAAACCGGGUUUUCUUGCUUUCUCUCUCUUUCUUUUUCUCUCAUAAACCGCCUACAUACAUGCGGUUCAUAAAUCAGCAAAGCCUUAAAGUUGCUGUGUGUGGUUGAAGAAGACAACUUUUCCUUUAUUAUUUAUUUUUUCUCACUGAGCUUCAGUUAAAGUAGCUAUCUAGCUAGAGGGAAUUCUGCUGUUUUCCAUGGUUAAAGCAGGUUUAUAGCUCAAUCGUAUUCGAACAGUUUUCUUGUUUCCUCCUUUGUCUUCACACUCUCAUCCUUAUGUUCUGCACAAUUUAUUGCUAUGGAUUUGAUUUUUUUCCCUGAAAUAGCUAGCCUCAUCAUAUCCUUGAGAAACAAUAUUUUCAAUUUUUUUUUCCUUUUGUCUAUACUCAAGGUUUUUAUUUUCUUAUUCUUUGUUUAGUGUUUAUAUGUUGGUAUUCUUCAGCUAGUUUCUGAAUUAUAUUGAAUAUCAUCGCCUGAUCAACCAUCUAUUUCUCGAUGGCUAAUUCAUACACUUGUGAAAGCCAAAUCCCACUUCUUAUUAUUAAUUGUUUUUAUUUUCUCUUUCAAGUCAGUGACUAUGAUUGUAACAUGCCAUCCAAUUUCUUCUCUUAAUCUUUUAGGAAAGUUUUUGUUUUGAUCUCAAUCAAGCUCCUGUUAUAUACAAGAGAGAGAGAGAGAGAGAGAGAGAGAUGCUGUGUUUCCACAGUGAGAGAAAUCCAAUUGAAGGCCUCAUAAGAUUUCAUCAAGAGGAAUAGCAAUUAUAGCAUCAUAUCUAUAUAUCCAUGAACAAGAUCGGCAACUUGAGUUGUGUUAGGAGCUCUGAUCUCAUAGAUGCCAAGCUUGAAGAGCAUCAACUGUGUGGAUCCAAACAGUGCCCCGGUUGUGGUCACAAAUUUGAAGGGAAGCCGGACUGGCUAGGUCUACCAGCGGGAGUAAAGUUUGAUCCAACAGACCAAGAACUCAUAGAACACCUUGAAGCCAAAGUAGAGGCAAAGAAUAUGAAAUCACACCCUCUCAUAGAUGAGUUCAUUCCCACUAUUGAAGGAGAAGAUGGGAUUUGUUACACCCAUCCUGAGAAACUUCCAGGAGUGACAAGAGAUGGCUUAAGCAGACACUUCUUCCACAGGCCAUCAAAGGCAUACACAACAGGAACGCGAAAGAGGAGAAAGAUUCAAAACGAAUGCGACUUGCAAGGGGGGGAAACCCGGUGGCACAAGACAGGUAAGACAAGACCAGUGAUGGUGAAUGGCAAACAAAAGGGUUGCAAGAAGAUUCUAGUCCUCUACACCAACUUCGGCAAGAACAGAAAACCUGAAAAGACCAACUGGGUGAUGCACCAGUACCAUCUGGGUCAGUACGAGGAAGAGAGAGAAGGAGAGCUUGUGGUGUCAAAGAUAUUCUACCAGACACAACCGAGGCAAUGCAAUUGGUCAGAUAGAAGUGCCACAACCGGUGAAGGAAGUGGAGAACAACAAUCUAACAACAACAACAACAAUAAUGGAAGAAGAGACAGUGGAAGUGGGACUUGUUCUUCUUCUAAGGAAAUUAAUGUUACUCACAGAGAUGAAAUGUCUGCUGUUGUUGGGGUCCCUCCCAUAACAACCUUCAACACUGCCUUGGAUAUUCAACAACUAAAAUCCGACCAUUUUGGCUUCAUCCCAUUCAGAAAAGGCUUCGAUGAGGUUGGAAUAGGAGAAGCUUGCACAGCAAGAGAAGUGCAAGCAUCAGGGUCAUGCGAUGAAGUGCAUGAACGGCAUGCAGUACAUCAUCAUCAACAACAACAGCAAAAUCAGCAUGCGCAGCAACAAAUUGCAACCACAGCCUCCCAUAUCAGUAGGCCUUCGCUUCCAAUCUCCACCAUCAUCUCUCCUCCACCCCUUCACCAUGCAUCCAUCAUCCUAGACGACAACUCGUACCAUGUCUCCAGAAUAAUGCUCCAAAAUGAAAAUUUCCAGCAGCAACAACAUUAUAAACUUGGAGGAAGGUCUGCGUCUGGUUUGGAGGAACUCAUCAUGGGUUGCACUUCAACUGAUAUCAAAGCGGAGUCAUCUAUUGCAAACCCACAAGCUGAAUGGUUGAAGUACUCUUCUUAUUGGCCAGACCCUGCCAACAUGCAGGAUCAUCGUGAGUAGGAGGAGACAACAAAAAAUAGAGAAUAUAUAAGACGAAAAAAACCACAAACAAGACAACAUCAUCGUCGUCAUCAUUAAUGCUUCAACAAAAAGCCAAGUAAUCAGAUCCAUGGUUUGCUCAUUUUCUUUCUUUUUCCAAUGGUGCAAGUUUGUGAUAAGCUUCGGUGGCUCUCAGAGGAACUAUAUAUAUAACUGUGUGCAACGGAACAAAUUGGAAAGAAAGGGAAAAGAAAACAAAAAAGAAAAGAAAUCCAAGCAAAGCUGCUCUCACCUCUGACACAUAUGGUGAGGGAGAACGACCAAAGGCACAAAGUUAAAUGCAUCCUGCUAGCUGCACAAAAAUCAUCACUAAUAUGAUUACAGUAUCAUUCUCUCUUGCUUAUUAUAUUUCAUAUUAUUUUAUUAUUUUAAGAUGUUUGUAUUAGUUCACUUUUCCUAUUUUUUACACAAGAAAUAUACCAGUGAGAUUGAGCAAACUUAGGACCACCUUGUUGCCCGUGCUGCAUAGUGAAUUAGCUAGUGUUCUGUAGUUUAUGAUAAGAUGAGGUGAGAUUUUUACAUUAAACCAAUUCAGUAUAUCGUUUG